Molecule: messenger RNA, 387 nt
Organism: Megalops cyprinoides (Indo-Pacific tarpon)
Lineage: Eukaryota; Metazoa; Chordata; Actinopteri; Elopiformes; Megalopidae
Product: histone H2A-like
Exons: 1
Coding region: 1-387 (128 amino acids)
Cellular component (GO): nucleosome
Molecular function (GO): protein heterodimerization activity; DNA binding; structural constituent of chromatin
Source: RefSeq, a predicted model, not a curated record
AUGAGUGGAAGAGGUAAAACCGGUGGCAAAGCCAGGGCUAAGGCCAAGACUCGUUCGUCCAGGGCUGGACUCCAGUUCCCAGUCGGUCGCGUUCACAGACUGCUCCGCAAAGGAAACUUCGCUGAGCGUGUCGGCGCAGGUGCCCCGGUUUAUUUGGCCGCCGUGCUCGAGUACCUUACGGCUGAGAUCCUUGAGCUGGCUGGUAAUGCUGCUCGGGACAACAAGAAGACCCGUAUCAUUCCCCGUCACCUGCAGCUUGCAGUGCGUAACGAUGAGGAGCUGAACAAACUCCUGGGCGGUGUCACUAUCGCUCAGGGCGGAGUUCUGCCUAACAUCCAGGCUGUGCUGCUGCCCAAGAAGACCGAGAAGGCCGUCAAGGGCAAGUAA